GUAAGCUUUGCUAGUUCAUGUCCUAGUGCUCAAACAUAGUUUCAGCUCAUUAUCUCACUUUGGUGCCAAUUCAACCGUGCAGCGAUAGUAUAAACCUAAUAUUGUGAUAAAAACAAGUCCACGCAGCGACUCAUAAGGUUUGUUUGAUACAGGUUAUUUCCAUUGCGCUUGGUGUGUUUACAUGAUAAAGCGGUGUGGUCGACCCAGCCCAUUCGAAAUCUCUCUUCUCUUCUUUCCACCUUUUUUCACUCACACAUACUCUACUGAUUGACCACAUACCUAACGAUCAGGGACCCCCAAUAUUCUUCUUGUUGAUCACAUAUCUAACGAUCACAUAUUACAAACAAUUUACCUUCCAUUUACAUACCAAGCAUUCAGAGACUACCAAUAAUCUAUUUGUUGAUCACACACCGAACGAUCGACUUUAGAAGGAUGACACAAAUCAUGGAGGCAGUCCGAAGCGCAGCGCGCGGCCUCGAGCCUGACCUUGAAAUCCUCUCGAGGACGGAUGGUAUAAAAGGGGCGUAUGAUCAACAGACACGCCUAAUCAUGCAACUCAGCUGUCGCCUUGAGGAAGCAGAAACUCGCGAGAAAGACUUGGAAAAUCAAAAGGCGAAUAUCAACAAGAUCCUCCAAAGUUAUCGCCACGGCUGCCGACUCCAACUACGCAACUUGUGCAGCAAAGAGGCGAAGGCGAAGUUCCAGAAUGAAGAGACAAAUAUGAAAGAAAGAUAUUUCGAGAUCGUUGAAACCUUAGAGAUCGUCAAGAUUGAAAAGGAAAACCUCGUCAACGAGAAGAGCGAUGCCCUUAUAUUACAGCGCCACCAAAGACAUGAAAUUAAGCGCCGCACCUCCUCACAAAAGAAAAUCGACGAUACGUACAACGCCUGGUUCACGGGUCCUACACCACCCUCCGUCGAAGUCCAUCUCGCAGGACAACGCGUGCACAAUCUUCAAGCAAUAAUUCCAACGCUGAAAUAUCAAAUAAAAUGCCACAAGGAAGCUGAGGGCUUCUUGAAUCAGGCCAACGUGCAAAUGGAUCGAGCUCUAGUAGCCUUCGAGAAGGCUAAGGACACGAUCCCAUCGGCAUUCGUUAUGGGCUAUUCGAAUUCGACUGCCAUAAAUAAGCGCAAACAUCACCUAUAUUCUGCCGACAAACGACUAGGCUGUGCCAGGGCUGAAGUUAACCACGCACACAAAGUCUGCCCUUUCACUACAGAUCUGCCGUCUUACAAUAAGUCGGUGGUCAUCGAGAACCUCUCCCAAUCGGACAUGGCGUGUAUGCUUGGCGACCUGAAGUUCUAUCAAACGGGUAUACACGUCUUACUCAAAAAUUCGAAGCGUUUAACAAAAGAACGGACGGAUCAAUUGCUACUUGCGACUAGCUCCCUCGCCGAUGCGAAGGUUGAGCUCAACAAAGCGAAAAGACAAGUCAUCAGACAGCUGGCCUGCGACAACUUUAUAAACAUGGAUGCGCCGCCCCCGUACUCUUCAUUACUUGAUACUGGCAUGGCGCGUCUCGGAAAUCAGGAAUGAAUGGUUUACGUUGAACUUGGAUGAAUACUUGAGGAGGAUUUGAAAUGGCAACAUAUUAUGGGAUAGAGGAUCUCACUGUUGCUUCACUAUUAGUAUACCAUCAGGCACCUCUUGUAGGUAUUUUGAUACACCGUCUUGUAUUCCAAUGGAUAUUAUCAGACAGCAAGAAACGUUGAGCAUUUUGGGCGCCCCCAUACUGGGUACAGCUGACCUGUUUGUUGUGUUUGUGGCUGCAUACGUCAUUCGCCGCAUAAUGGCAUGUGAAUGAACAUGAGAGUUUAUCCCAGCAAAUGAAUUUCUUUCAUAUAUACUUUAUGUGGUUUCUAAAACCUGAAUAGAAAUACACAGAAUCCAGACACAGAAUAUACUAGACUUGUCUA
This is a messenger RNA of Xylaria bambusicola, 1916 nucleotides long. RefSeq lists its product as uncharacterized. Lineage: Eukaryota; Fungi; Ascomycota; Sordariomycetes; Xylariales; Xylariaceae. Bases 433 to 1536 code for a protein of 367 amino acids. The record is from RefSeq and is a predicted model, not a curated record. The transcript is spliced from 2 exons.